This is a messenger RNA of Aspergillus melleus, 1026 nucleotides long. RefSeq lists its product as uncharacterized. The transcript is spliced from 5 exons. The coding region runs from base 1 to 1026 and encodes 341 amino acids. Lineage: Eukaryota; Fungi; Ascomycota; Eurotiomycetes; Eurotiales; Aspergillaceae. The record is from RefSeq and is a predicted model, not a curated record. Gene Ontology annotation, molecular function: oxidoreductase activity, acting on the CH-OH group of donors, NAD or NADP as acceptor.
AUGAUGAACAGCGACAAGUAUGCGAUCCCCGUGGACUCUGUUGUUAUGGUAACCGGAGCCAAUGGUUACAUUGCAUCCCAUGUUAUAAAUAUCCUGUUGCAGUUAGGCUACAGGGUGAGAGGUACAGUGAGAACCGAGAAGCCAUGGUUAGACAAGUACUUCCACGAGAGGUAUGGGGAUGGAGUGUACGAGUCUGUCGUCGUCCCUGCAUUGGAUGAUCCAGUCUCUUUGAGCGAGGCCAUGGAAGGUGUUUCAGGGAUUGUUCAUAUUGCAAUGGACUUGUCUUUUGGCUCCGACCCCAGUGCUCUCACUUGGGUCAAACAAGCAACGGAAUCCAUGCUCAAAUUGGCGGAGGACAAGAAGACGGUAAAGCGGUUUGUUCUGACGUCAUCCAACUCUGCUGCCCAUUUCCCCACGCCCAACGUGCCAGUUAGGAUUGAUCAAAAUACUUGGAACGAAACGUCUUACAAGGCAGCGUGGGAUGAGUCCACUCCUCCAGAGAAAAAGGGAUAUCAUGUAUAUGCGGCCGCGAAAACCGAAGCGGAGAGGAGUGCAUGGGAAUGGGUAAAACAGAACCGCCCUGGAUUUGUAUUCAACAGUGUCUUACCGGAUGGAAAUUAUGGACGGAUUUUGCUUCCCGAGAUAUUCGGCUCAACAAUGGGCUCGCUCCGAAACGUCCUCAAAGGAGAUGACACAAUCAUGCGCAGGUUUCAACCACAGUGGUAUAUCAAUGUCGAAGACACCGCACGUCUACACGUUGUCGCCCUUCUUAAUCCAGACGUUAAAGGUGAACGGAUCUUUGCAUUCGCAGCUCCAUUCACAUGGAUUGAAAUUAUUGGAAUUCUCAGAAAGCUCAGACCAGAUAACACGCUGAUACCGGAUGCCCGCGAGGAUGAGGGAGAGGAUAUCAGCGAUGUUGUGUUGGCUCCCAGAGCCGAGCAGUUGCUUCGCGACUUUUUUGACCGCCCUGGCUGGGUUGGACUAGAGCAAAGCAUUGAAGAAGGGCUUGAAGGCAUGGAAGAGUAG